UUGCUUGGCCCGAGUGGUUGCGGCAAAACUACACUGUUGAAAUGUAUCAUAGGCCGGCACAAUCCAAAAAGUGGGACCAUUCGGAUCUAUGGGAAAACCCCAGGUUCAAAAGGAUUCACAAUCCCUGGUUGUGGACUAGGGUUCAUGCCUCAAGAACUCGGUCUCUAUCCAGAAAUCUCGGCUGAAGAAACUUUAACUUAUUUUGGAAGACUCUAUCAAAUGGAUCAGUCCUUAAUCAAAGAAAGAAUCUCAUUUCUGACCACAUUCUUGGACAUUCCAGACAAAAAGAAACAAAUAAAAAAUUUGAGUGGCGGUCAACAAAGACGAGUAUCAUUUGCUGUUGCACUAAUUCACAAGCCACCACUCAUCAUUCUAGAUGAACCAACAGUAGGUGUAGAUCCUCUUCUCAGGAAAAGCAUAUGGAAUCAUCUUCAAAACCUCGCAGCCAGAGACUUAAUUACAAUUGUCAUCACAACUCAUUAUGUUGAAGAAGCACGUCAAGCACAAGUAGUUGGCUUCAUGAGAGAUGGUCAUUUAUUGGCCGAAGCAAAUCCAGAAACUUUGAUCACGCAAUUCAAUGCUCUUACCUUGGAAGAUGUAUUUUUAAAGUUGUGCCUCAAAGAGAGUGAAUCUCUUGAAAUUACUGUCAACGGAAGUAAAGAACAACUCGAAAUGCAAGAUGUUUGGGUUCCCAGAAAAAUUCAACGGACUAAAUCAAAAUCCCAGAACUCAAAUAAUGCCUACACAGAUCAGUGCAAAAUAGGUCUUUUGAAUAAUGAUUUUGACCCUGAUGUCACUUUGAUGAAGGAUUCGUCUUGGGGAAGUAUAUUAAGAACAACAACUGACAGAAUGGGUGCUCUCAUCAGUAAAAGUUUUCUUCGCCUAAAGAGAAAUAUCCCGUUAGUUUUUUUCCAAGUAUUUGUUCCAGUUUUUCAAGUCAUAGUUUUCUGCUUAUGUGUUGGUGGUGAACCUUUUGACAUACCAAUUGCUGUAGUGAAUCUUGAAGAAGAUCCUUUAGGAGAAUCCUCAAAAUUUCUUAAAACAAUAGACUCUUAUGUAAUAACUCAGAGAAAUUAUUAUGAUUUGAAUGAAGCAUAUGAGUCAGUGAAAAAAGGGGAAAAUUGGGGAGUUCUGCAUAUUGGACCAAGCUUCACUGAUAGUUUAAUUACAAGAUAUAUUCAAGGAAUAGAAGCAGACAAUGAUACAAUUGGCAACAGCACCAUCAACCUAUAUUUAGACAUGACAAACCAGCAGCUUUCUGCUACAAUUUUUUCUCACAUCAUAGCAAGCUUUCAAACAUUUGCUGAAAAUGCACUUCGCACUUUUAAAUACAAUCCUCUCAUAGCUACUUCACCCAUUGUACUGGGUGAACCCAUCUAUGGAAAUCUCGUUCCAAAUUUUACAGAAUUCAUGGCACCAGGCAUGAUUUUAGGUAUUACGUACAUGAUGGCGGUAGGACUAAGUUCCAUGUCAAUCAUUAUUGAGAAGAAAGAAGGUCAGCUAGAUAGAUCUUGGGUUGCUGGAGUCAAAUCUUGGGAAGUUGUGUUUUCCAUCUUCUUUUCUCUUUUUAUCGUCAUGCUCCUACAAGUAACUCUGGUACUUAUCUUCACAUUCCUUGUAUUUAACAUUCCUACUCUAGGUCCUCUUAUAUGGGUCAUUAUUGCAGUACUCUUGGUUGGUCUAGAAGGGAUGUCUUAUGGUCUAUUUAUAUCUUCAAUAGUCAACGAUGAAAAUAUUGCCAUGAUGAUUGCUAUGGGCUCCUUUUAUCCCAAUCUAUUACUUAGUGGAAUUAUCUGGCCUGUUGAAGCUAUGCCUCACUACCUCAGACAAUUUAGUUACUGCCUUCCCAUGACAUUAGUGGCAGACUCUAUGAGAUCUGUACUAUCACGUGGAUGGACAAUCACUGAGAAUGAUAUCUGGGUUGGAUAUCUAGUGACUCUUGCUUGGAUAUUUCCGGUCAUUCUUAUAUCUGUUUUCUUUUUCAAAAUUAAGAAAUGAUACUGCUUUAAUUUUAUGUGACAUAUAGCUCAAGUAACCUGUGAUCUUCUUGUUAUUUACAAUACCUCUCUCUUGAAGUUUUAAAACGUUACUAUCUGUUGUAUAUUUAUUUUAAAUGUACUCUGACUGAUUUUGAACCAGAAAUGAACAACUCCGAUUUUGCAAAAAAAAAAAAAACACUUUUGUAAUUCAAGUUGUUAAAUAGAAGAAAUUUGAUAUCUCUAUUGGAGACUAGAUUUUAGGAAAUGAUACAAUAUAUCAUUUUUUUUUUAUAUAUAUUUUUAUUAAAACUCUUUCUCAUCAAUAAAAUAAACUAACAAAUUUUUAUAUGAAACAAACUUUAUAUAUUUUCUGUUUUAUUCAUUGUACUUGAAAGUUUAUUGUACAUUCCAUUUAUUAUUAAUAAACUUUAUACAAAUUUAAUAAAAAUUCCUUUAAUGCUUAGAAAAGAGACGGUGAACCUUUUUGGAAUAGUAUGUCAAUCAUGUUUUAUUAUCUUUAGGUAUCAAGUAUGCCACUUCUUUUUUUAAAUAUUCUUUCGGUAAAAACUUAAUUAAUAUUGAAAUGAAACAAUUCUUUUUUUAAAAAAACUUUAAGCCGCUGUACUUUGAUUUCAAACUAUAGAGUUACGUUGAGUAACUAUAUUUGCUGCUUGGAUAUUCACUUGCUUUAAAUGUAAAUCGAAUAAAAAAAAUAUAUUUCAGUUUAAUAUUGCAUCAACACGAAACAAGACUGUCUUUUACAGUUUAUAUAUCAAUAAAUAAUCUGUUCAAAAUUUUGCAUAUUUACUAUUACAAUUUUUUUUUUCCUUCAUAAUUCGAGAUUUAGUUAGGGUUAUCUCUUUACAUCUCAUUCCAUUCUCCUACUUUCUAAAAAAAAAAAAAAAAAAAAAANAAAACUGACUUUUUUUUUCAUUAUACACUCAAAGGAGAUGAUAUGGUCAGCUUUAUGAUUUUGAAAAUGUAAUAAUGACCACUGAAAUCGGACUUGUUUCAAAAUCAGUCUAUUAUGACAGCUAAUAUUAAAUAUGUUUUUUUUAAAUAUUGUUUUCAGUGCAUGUUAGUAAUAAAAUUAACUUAAUUGUGAAUUAUAACCUAAUUCUAAUUGAAAUAAUAACUAAUGUAACAAUAACUUAAUUAUAAAUAAAAAUAACUCCCUGCAGGUCAUCCAAAUACUGUCGCGUGUCAUAUAGUGGCGUGUAUGUGACAGGUUUGCCUUCUCUGGCUUAGAGCAUGAUAGGAAUAUCUAGUUCCUAUAGUAGACCUGCCAACUUCUUACCUAUUUGCUGAAGUAUUCUUUUACAAUUAUUUUCUAAUAUAAAGUGGUGGUUUAAAAUAUGAUUUAGAAAGAUUUUGAUCAACAUGACAUUUAAAUAAUUCAAACAUAUAUAUAUGCAUACAGACUUGAUAAGCUUGUGAUGUAAUUAUGUGCUGGAAAGAUUUUAUGAAUAUUCGCUUAGUUAAUUUUAAUUUCACUACCACCAUAAAUAUCUUGAAGAGUUAUACUUUCUGGUUGACAUCUCUAUUAAAGGCAUUUAAGUAAAUGAUAUAUGGCUGGCCAAAUUUUCAUUUACUUGGAGAACUGGACAGAUAUCCUGUUUCUUUUAGCUAGUAGAGAAUAUUCCAAAACUCUUAUAGCAUAAUAGAACUUUUCAAAAUUUUCUCUAAAUAUAGAUUUAAUGGAAAAUUAGUUCAUUCCUAAAAAAUGUCUGUGUUAAAUGUAUUAAUUGCACCUUAGUUUGAAUGAUAUUCAUUUGCUUUGUUAAAUCAGUUUGCAUAUUUUAGAUUUUGUAUAAUUUUAUUUAGCAGUUUGUACAUUAAUUUGUUUCAUUUUCUCUUUGAUUAAGCAUUUUGUAAUUUAGUUUUGAUCAUAUUCACUUUGGUAAAACUGUUUGCACUUUACUUUCAAUAAGUAGUGAAACAAUUUGCUAGCGAUUUAGUGCAUAUUUAUAAAUUGAUUUAAAUUUCCCUUUUCAGUUAAUCUUUUUUAAAUUAUUGGAACUUGGUUAAACUAAAGAAUUAAAAAUUUUAUAUAAUAGCAUUAUACUUUUCAUAGUAAUGUACCUGAAUUGUAAUUAUCUGUGUUAACAGUUUUGUAUACUAAAUACAUUUUAUAAAUGCUUCGAUAGCUCCAUCUUUUAUCGGUAUCCAGGCAUUUUUUUUGUAAAGAAAAUAUUGUUGACCUAUAGGUAUUAGUAUAAAAAAUAUUUUUAUAAAAGUAUAAAUUAAUCAAUUUCAAUCGUGUAUUCAUAUAACACGUUUUUUUUUUCUUUUUUAAAUUUUAUUUUAAACAAAUUAAACAUGCUUGCAUAAAUAAUUUUCCAUUGAAUUAUAUAUUUAAAUUAAUAUUUUAACUUUUCUUCCGAUUAAUUAUUCAGAGUUGGGCAUUCCUACACUGUUUUCUUGAUUCUAAUUAAAGUAAUAUAUUACAUCAAGUAUGACUGUGUUUACGAUAAGUUCCUAUAGUUUGUCUAAGCUAAGAACUCCUCCUGCCACAAAGUCUGAGGCCGUUUGGUGCUAUGGAAACAAGAAUGGCUCAUUUUAAGGAGGGUUGCUACACUCUAGGACUAACACAAUAGACUGAAGAGAUUUCCUUUCUCUCUCCGACCCGACCUGAUACCUCUCCAAAAUAAUGACCCCUCAUUUUUUCUUAAAAAAAUUUAAAGUAGUAGUGAUUAUAUUAGCAUUUAUUUUUGAGAAACAGUAUUGUAUUAUUCACCAUAAUAUAUAUUAAUAGAAUUAUUUAGAUAUGAAGUAAAAGGACGGUGCUCUCUUAAAUCUAAUGUGAUAAUUAACAAAAGUUAAUAUUCGUUUCUUUUCAUACCUUGUAUCAUGUAGUAUAUAUUCCCCUAAAAUUAAGCUUUCCUUUAAAUGAAAAUUUUACAUUAUUAGUGGUAGCAUUUCAAAUUCAAGUAUCUUAAUUGAACGUGAUAUCCUGUGAAUGUGAUAACCAUUGUUAUCCUGUGCUACAUAUCAUAUUAUGAAUGUACGUUACACAUUCCAAUAUUUUGUUAUACUGUUGGUAGUAAUCUUCCAAAUGCCAAACUCUUAUUUAAUCAUAUACUAGUACAUAUAUAUAUAUAACUUCAUGUAAUGUGUUUUUUUAUUAUUAUUUUCACACUGUUUACUGUUGGUAUCAUGACAUUAUUUGUAUUUCUAGAACAAUUACAAGGGUCACUAGAAAAGUAUGUACCCCAAAGCAUUGUAAAAAAAUUAUAAAAAUAAAUAAUUACUUGGAAAGUUUUAUUGCAAGAGAUACAGCAAUAACUACAAGAAUUGUAACACUUGUCAUACUAUGAGAUAAGGUAUUGUAGCUCCUUCAUUGGAGUCUACUCUUCACAGAAAUUCUUUUAGGUUGAAGUCACUCAAAACAAGUGGCUGCAGAUGCUCAGAGCUAGUUUUCUCUUAAUCACAACAACCCUUGUGACAAGGAAGAGCCAUAUUCAGGCGAGUUGCCUGAAUAUGGCUGAUUCUAUACGAAAUCUGCAACAAAAAUUUUGCUGGAAGGUUUUUUUAUGAAUAAGAACCCUAUAAUCUCGAUCUUCCUCCCAGUGACUUUCAACUAACAAAGAUGUGCUUUGACGUGCUGGCUCUAAUCCCAGACGGCAGACUUUUAUUACUCUUUACCACAGUCUUAUCCCACUGUAUGAUAAGUUUUACAAUUAUGGUGGAUUUUAUGCUGCAAAGUAGAAAUGAAAAUUUAAAUUUUCAGUUCAGUUGGUAUUUAGUAAUCAGUGGAUGGCAAACUCAAAUUACCUGGUAGCCACUUUUUCUUUGAAUCUAAUCAGUUGAUAACUGAUUUGGUCCUUUUCAUAUAAUAGCCACUUUUUAAAAACUUUUUUUUUUGCUUGGAUAAAAAUAAAAUAUAUUUUUAAAUAAAAUUCAUAUUAGGAAUAAUCUACGGCUAUAAAAAAUCAAAAUAAAAUUUCAGAUAAAUGUGUGACAAAAUUUAGUUAAACAUACUAAUUUUAUAGAACUUUAUUUAAAAAUAUUUGGGGAGAUAAAAUACAUUACUGUUCACAUUACACCUUUGAAAUAAGUAAAUUGUUAGGCAACUCUCCUUCCACAUGAAUCUUUCCAACACAAAGUGGUGGAUUCUGUAGGAUCAAAAUUUUAAAUGGAUAGAUUAUUGGACAUCUUAUCUCUUUCUACAUUGAUGUAUUUUUUAUCAUUAAAUGAUGAAAAGAAAAUUAUAGGAAAAAGUGAUCGAUUAUUUAAAGUCGCCACUUUCUUCUGUUGACUCACCAUGUGGCGAGUGGUUGUUUUCAGGUCUAUUACAAAGUAUCUGAAAUAUUACAGUAUCUUUUAAGCUUAGCCUUUCCAGGUAAUUAUGUUUAUUUCUUUUUAAAAGCUGUGGGAAGUUUACUUUUGAGAUGUCCUUCAUAUGUAAAUAUAUUUGUUAUUUAUGCAUUACAUUUGUAUUUUAUAUAUUAAAUUCUAUAUUUUUGCCUAC
Messenger RNA from Parasteatoda tepidariorum (common house spider), 6450 nucleotides. Lineage: Eukaryota; Metazoa; Arthropoda; Arachnida; Araneae; Theridiidae. The record is from RefSeq and is a predicted model, not a curated record.